AUGAACAAUGACAGUGAGUACCACAAUGCUACUAACUGUCAGAAUGCAUACUGGGAGCAUCCAGCAGAAGAUGGCAAGACACACCAACAACCAAGGGAGAUGACCAGGCGAACAGAAAGAGUUAUAUGCAGACUCAUGACGCAAGCGAUAUACUUUGCAAAUGCGUGGAGUCCAGAAGUAAGGGAGAACGCACAGGAGAUAGACGGCAGGGAUAAGGAAAUAAAGGGAAUAAUGAGAUGCACGAUUGUGGAUGUAUAUAACGACAUACUCAGGACAUAUGGAUGCGAGGGUUGGUGGGGUACAUACUACGCCUGGUACACAACAGGGAUAAUUUGGCAUGAGUUAGGGGCAACAUUGGGGGAAAACCAUUGUAAGCGCGGUAUGUAUCAGGAAAUCGAAUUAGGGCACUGGCCAAUGAGGCAGCAGAUGAACACCUGGCUACAGCAGAAUCCACGCAUGCAGAAGAAACUUCAUGACGAGAAAAUAAGCCAUGGGUGUACGGGAAGGAAGGUAAAGACUAGGAAACAACUGCAAGAGGAAGGAGUUGAACAGGACCAAGCGGCUGAACAGAAGAGGGAUGACGCAAUGAAACACACAGUGAAGCAGCACGCAGACAACAUUUUGGGCGAGGUUCAGAAAGACAUGGAGAAGGAGGAGAAACAAUUGAGGGCGUCAACUGACCCAGCACCCACGUACCCUUCUGGGGCAGAGGCACACGAUCAAAAGGCUGCCGCGAUAGAGAACGCAAUGGAACAAGCAAUCGCGCACGUGAAAGAAGAAUUAAAAAAAGUGAUCGCGGAGACUGCCGAUGCACGACCCGCCGCAGCCAAAGCAGCAGCGGCGACACCGGCAUCAACAGCGGUAGGAACGACACCGGCAGGAGCACAAGGACCGCAAAAUGUACCAGCACAGACGGACCAGAACCUGGCGCCCCCCGUAGGAGCGCCGCCAGCCGCAGAAGCGACCGAUGCGGGAGCACCGAACGCAGAACCAGAACCAGUUUCAUCAUCCUCAUCAAGUGCGGAAGCAGGGGGAAGAACAGCUGAUCGUUCCCCUGCUGACAACAGUCAGAACGACGCAGUUCAGACGAAUCCAUCGUCUCCUUCUUCUAUGCAUGAGAACGGUGCACCCGGCCCUUCCGGUUCAACAGGUGAAAACGAAGAGGCCGGGAAAAGUAGUGGGGAUGGAAGCGGACCCGCAGAUGGCGGAGUUGGUCGUGCACAAUGGCAAGCUCCCCAAAUUGACUUUAAUUUACCUAAAUCUGGGCGCAAUGAACUGCACGGACAUUAUGGAUCUGCUCAUACACCAAGUAUAAAAGAUAUAACUUCUGCUACUGGGACAGAUGACCCCAACAAAAGGGAUGACGGAAUCAUCCCCCCCAUCUUCACUGCAAAGGACAUCUUCCUUUCUUCUCCUGUUCUUAUCUUCUUUGCAUCGGUCACUUCCUUUAUCCUGCUCUUUUUUCUUGGCAAAUACUUUGCGCACCUCGCCAAACGACGACGAACAUAUCGCACCGUUCGGCACGUGCCGUCACCGCCACUCGACGAAGAAAUACUAGACCAUCUACAACGCGGCGAACGCCCCCCACCCGAUUACGGGUACACCAUGGUUACGGAUACGCAGCCCGGCAGAUUGCCCGCCGCCCGACGACGAUCUCAUCCACGCGUGCAUACGCGCACCAUCAUCGAGCUACAUCUAGAAGUGCUCAACGAAUGUGAAGCGACGGAAUGGGACAGGGUGAAAGACGACUAUUGGAAGAUUGUCGUUGAAGAGUUUGCGCAGGAUAUGAUACAGGACGAGGCCACGAAUAACAGUAUCUUGGAUGUGUCCAUCUCAGACCAAGAUCCUCGAGGGAUAAAUGUUUCGUCCACUGACUCCAAAGGAACAGAUCCGUGUCCAGAUGGUGACCCCGAUCCAUGGAAUUGUAUGGAAUCCAUACAGUUAGCAACGGACCCAUGUCCACCGAAUGAAGACGACCCCGAUCCAUGGAGUUGUAUGGAAACUAUACGGUUACCAACGCACACUUCUCCACCUACCGAAGAUAAGCCCGAUCCUUGGAGUUGUAUGGAAACCAUGCAGUUAGAUGCACAACAGAGUCGUGCUCAUUCCAACCACAGGGACGCGACGUCGUACUGCACCCAAUGGAUUAACUGGAUUGACCGCAACAAGCACCUAUUGCAGGAAUGCACGACGCAGCCGUGGUUUUUGCAAUUAAAAGCGGAUUGGACACAAUUCCUGCGUGAUCACAUGAUGGCACACGCAGCAUCCGGUGAGCACAGGAAAGCCGCAUUCAUGGACAGCAAGAAGCACGCAUGGAAACAGUGGAUAGCGCAACAACAUCGGCAAAUGAGUAUGUAUAACGCGGAGGAGAGGUUUCAGCAUUUGUUGCAUACUGUAGAGGACGAGACAGUGACGGCAACAGGCGAUAUACACGGAGUGGAAAAAGUAAUGGCCGCAGAACAUGUUCUAAGAGUGAGGGAUGCACCACGCAUGCAACUGCAUCCGCAACCUUACAUGAAACAACCGUUAACCGCUGAAACAUGGAUACUGAUCCUGGCAUUCGUCAUAGAAGAGAGCGAAGUCGAACGCAGUUUGCAGGAGAACGAGUUAUAUGUGGAUGAUCUAUUGCACCAGCUCUGA
Molecule: messenger RNA, 2640 nt
Organism: Plasmodium fragile
Lineage: Eukaryota; Apicomplexa; Aconoidasida; Haemosporida; Plasmodiidae
Exons: 3
Coding region: 1-2640 (879 amino acids)
Source: RefSeq, a predicted model, not a curated record